Messenger RNA from Manduca sexta (tobacco hornworm), 5302 nucleotides. RefSeq names its product GTPase-activating protein skywalker (gene sky). Lineage: Eukaryota; Metazoa; Arthropoda; Insecta; Lepidoptera; Sphingidae. Bases 655 to 2460 code for a protein of 601 amino acids. The transcript is spliced from 13 exons. The record is from RefSeq and is a predicted model, not a curated record.
UUCCUGUUGGACGGUACGACGAGUGUGCGAGAUUCUUUAAUUCACGAUCGACUUCUCGUAAAUCGCGUAUAUUGUAGACGUGUGUUUCGAUUCCAGCGUUGGAAUAAUUUCACAUAAAACUGAAUUCGCGCACUUGCCAGGCAAUUUUUCACACAAUCGCAUAUUAUCGAAUAAAAACUGAAACGACUUUCACCGGAUACAUCGAUAAUUUGAUUAACGAAAGCAGAGGGUCCCAUAAAUACACCGAAUAAAAUUGUAACAAUGUAUCCGUGGUCAGUUACAUACAUAUCUUUGUGAUGCACAGAGUGGUUCGUUUAAGUGACAAAGCAAAAGCGUCGGCUCCCAUUCGAGACUAUUAUCCUAUUCGUGAUUGCGUUGGGCCGGGAACUGGCCACUUGGGUUAGUCGCCGCGGGGACUCCAAAGCGGUAAAUACGGAGGCGCAGAUCCUGCUACGCAUCAUUUAUCGUCAGGAUUGCGAUUUAAAAAUGGUGCAGCAAGAUUUGACCUAGAACAUUGGGACAGUACGAGUGUUAAACGAUGGCUCGAGGUGGCUCGCAGGUGUGAGCUCUGACUGAGCUGAGGACCUGGGGAAUCCAGUGCAGUGUUGUGUUGUGUCUAGUCAUAGUGUGUGAGUGUGUGUCGGUCACGCCGGGAUGCCCUCCGUGAUGUUGUCGGCAGUGUUGGAAGAGGAACCCGACCUGUACGAGGCGUUCCCACCUCAUGUGGACCCCACCGGAAUUACCAUUCUCACCGAUAGCCCACCAGGCAAAAAAGCGCCCCUCAAAACCUUCGACGAGAUCCAGCCGCUGAUCCAGCAGGCGCGCAAGCGGGAGCUCAAGUUGCUCAUCAGAGAGAACUCGUGGCCGAUCAACAGCCCGGUCCGCGCGUCGCUGUGGCCUGCGCUCUGCCGCCAGCACCAACAUGGAAAAUCAAUGCUCGACGGAUUCUACUGGGACAUGGUUACACAGGUGUUCGGCACAGUGGAGCUGCCGGACAAGCCGAUCAUGCUGCCACCGUUCGUGGAGGCGACCCACUGCAUCGGCUACCAUCUGACUCGCAAGGGGCGGGCGGUGGCCGACCGGGUCGUCUCCGUGCUCGGCUACGCGUGUCCCGACAUCACUUACAGCCCCAGUUUGUACCCCAUCACCGCUGCGCUGCUGCACUUUAUGCCCGAGGAAGAAUGCUACCACUGCAUGGCAAGUCUCGUCGCGUCCAAGGAGAAGAUGUUCAUCACUCAAACGAAACUACUCAACGAAGUCACCUGGAAGACUGUCAUGCAGAUCGCUAAAAAACAUGCCCGUCCCUACAGUGUCGGUGCUUGUUUGCAGAAGUCAGCUGCUCAGCACCUGUCGCGACUGUCCGGAGCCAUCGGGCCCGAGCGCAUCUACGCGGACUGGCAGUGGUGGAUCCUGGCCGCUCUGCCCUUCCCUCACCUCGUGCGAGUCCUCGACUGCUUCUUCCACGAAGGCAUCAAGGUAUUCUACAGAGUGGCGCUCGCAAUCCUCAUCCUCUUCCACAAGCACACAUCGAACCAGAACUCCGAGUGGUACGCGGAGGCGACCAAGAACGGAGUAGACCAUGCCAUUGACAAAUUCUGCAGGAACAUGCCCGUCUCGCCUACCAAGUUGCUGAGGACCGCCUUCAGCAUUAGGGCUUUAAGUUCACAGUACAUAUCACGGGUGUUCAUAAAGACAGAGAUGACGUUGAAAUCGAAGCAGGUGAUCACCGGCUCGCGGCUGGUGCGCUCCAGAUCUUCCGACAACCUCCCCACCAGCCAGUCGCAAGUCAACAUACAGAUGAUGUCGCACACACUGACCAUACGCGAGAGCCCACGCUCCUCCCACUUGGCCCUGUGGUUCCCAUUCCCUAACGCGGUGUUCCAGGAUCAGCAUCAAGCUUCAGACUUGAGGCGGAAGUUGUUCACGCUAUGGUCGUGGUUGCCGGUGCGCAUCACCAUGUACCAGCCGGUGCUGCUCUACACCACGGAGGAGCACGGCUGCUCGUUGACCACGUUCUACGUGAGGGUCGAACACCACGAGCCCACAUUGUUGAUGAUCAAGACUUGCAAUAACGAGGUGUUCGGAGCGUACUGUUCGACGCGAUGGUUCGAACGAAACCAAAAAGACGAGCGCGGGAACCGGCAGGCAUACUUUGGGACCGGAGAGACAUUCCUAUUUAGCCUUUAUCCUGAACGCGCCAAAUAUCCAUGGGUCGGUUGUACGGCGGGGAGCGGUGACAAAGGCGAGGAGCAGAAGGUCGCUCACGGCUCGGAACUGUUCAUGGCGGCUGACUCCAAGAUGAUUACCAUUGGCGGCGGUGACGGCCAGGCGAUAUGGAUGGACGAGAACAUAAGGUUCGGCAAGACUGACCGAUGCUCCACGUUUAACAACCCGCCACUGUGCCCCAGCGGCGACUUCGAGAUCCGCGUGCUCGAAGUGUACGGCUUCUCCGGCGCGUAGACGGACCCCAGGGUCCCACCGUACGGACUGUAGGAGUGAAAUAAUCUCGUAAACGUGUUAUUAAUGUGGUGUCAUAUCCUCGUGUGUGUGGCUUGGGCGCUAAUGGCCGGGUUUCGGCCGCAAAUCGACGAAAAUCAAAACGAUCGUGUUAUGUUACAUCGUGAAAUGUAGUGGAGUGCACUGUACGGUGCCUAUUCAACCAGAUUUGCGAUAUAUUUUUGGGAUGUAUGAUGUGAUUGUGAAUCCCUGAGGCUCGUCGCACAUCUGUAAUUAUGAUCGCUGGCCGGUAUCGCUUACGUCUUGUGGCAAGCUAGGAUUCGCAUCAGAUAAUAAAAACUCAUUAUGUGUGACCCGCAAAUGUACUUUAUGUAUAUUUGAAGAUCGCGUUCGCCCCAUAAACAAAGAAAAUGUUUGCAUAAUGAUCGAAAUGUCUCGGGAUUUUUCAUAGCCAGAUUUUUACCAUACAAAGAUCGUCAUAGCACGGCGCGAAGCUAUGCCAGCUUAGCAUCGGUUGCAGAUGGGCGACGAUCCGAAUCCGAUGUAUUGAUUGCCCCUUGCCGUUGUACAGACUGUGUAGAUGUAUUCCUAUAUUUAUUUACGUGUGUGCCCCGUAGCUGUCCUAUCAUGUAACACUGCUGUCCGUUCAAGACAACGAAGACGGGGAAAGUAGGUUGUUUCUAUAUAUAUAUAAUAAUGUUAUAGAUGUCUGUGUGUAAGUACAAAAUAUGAACGUAUCGUACCUACUCUUGAUGGAUUUUAAUACGCUUAUGAUGAAAGCAAUAUGUAUUCGCGGUAUGCGGUGGUAACGUUAUAUCAUUUUGCGGGCGUCGAUGUGAACAUUCCAGUGACUGUGUUUUAUCUGUGGAGCGUACAUAUUCUACAUCAUAGACGUGCAGAAAUGAACAGAGAACCUUCAAAUUUAUAGUAGUCGACGCAGCAUCAAAUUGGCCACAUGAACCAUAGACAAUAUAGCACGACUUGUUACAUUUUAUUUCUAGAAUUGUCGAUAAUUCUCAAUUGUUAUGGCACUCAGUCCAUCUCUCCAAGUCUAUGCUCUACAAUAAAACCCGACAUUAACAUCAUAAUUUAGUUUCAUAUUGUGGGACGUUUUUGUUUUAUCGGCAAGUUAGAAUGAAAAUUCGGUCCAAACAUCAGUAUUUUUGGUAUCGUAUAGUAUGAAGUAUCUUCAUUAUGUACUUUAAGGCUUUAUAUUACUCGUUCAGUAAUCGCUUAUCUUUGCUCACAAAAAAGUACCAAAGAGUUUAAAUAGUAGAAUGAUGUUCGUCUUCCUGUUGCACGCGUUUUGGUAUAGACCAGAUGUGUUUUUUUUUUCUAUGAAUUUGUGCUCAUAUAUAUUAAAUUCAAAUUUAUAGAACGACAGUAGAGCGAUUUACUAAAUUCGAUUACAAUUGAAAUUCAACCGUAUGAUUUAAUACUGAUAUUAGCUAUGUGCAAAGCAUAAAACGUUUUAUUAGAAUAUAGUUCAUAAGGUUGAGUUUCAGUUGCUACAGAAUUUUGUAUCCGUACUCAUUGUACCUUAGCGUAGAUUCAUAAAGUCGAAAUUCAUUCGUGAAACGUGCAAUGGAACACCAUAUCGGAACAUAGACGUUUCAUAAUACAUCGGUCUCAAUAUGUGAUUGUAAAAUAAAAUUUGAUAAUAAAUUUUAUCCAUGGGUCAUUUGAAUUGCUUUUUAAUCGAGUCGAUUAUUAUCGAUAAUUAAAUCGAUACUAUUUACACAAUGAAUUGGAACGAUUUAAAUGUUGCCAUUUAAAAAAUAGUUUUUUUUGUAGUAAUAUUGGUAAUAAUGCACUCGUUAGAGGCGUUCAGUGAUCGUGGGCCACUGCCAUUGUUAGCAGUUUUUAUAGUAUUAUUUUUAAUCGUAUUUCGAUGGAGUAUGUGCCAAAAUUGGACCAUAUGAAAAAAUACGACCGGAUUGGUAGUAAAAAGUAUUGUCAAGUUCUGCUUUCUCAAUUCAUUAUAGUAUUCUUACACGUUGUGUAAUAAUUCCGGUGAUGACGAAACGUAAGUGGAUGGAUUUUAGGAUUUUUGUUUUCUUAAGUCAGAAAUUGUGUUUUUUUUUUAGUUAUAAAAUUACGAUGUAAAAUAGGUAUAUAUAUAAUAUGUUACAAGAUUUAUGUCACAAUGUCCAAACAUAUCCCUGUUGGUACAAAGGGUUCUGCGUUCGUAUCGCCCGCGGCUUUGUUCGGCUACGUUUAUUUGUAAAUAUUAUUUUAGCGUAGCGACUGGGGUUCGUCAUGGUACUACCUAUCGAUAUGUAAACGGAAGCCUAAGACUUGUUUUUUUAAAUUCAGAUUAUUUAUGUAAUUUAUUGAGUAGGUAACAGUGAUGUUUAUGUAUGUUAUGCGGCGUCUCCGUGUCGCGUGUUGCUGUUCACUCGCGCGCAUGUAUGUGAGUUAUGGUAGGGAGGGAUCGCUCGGAGGCGUUCGUCGCGAUACGUUGCUGUUAGCAGUUUGUCGUUGAUCAGUGUAAAGUCUAGUCUUUAUUCUGUUUUUAUUAUCUUAAAUGAUAAAUAUUAUCUAAUUAUAUACAAAAUUGAUAUUUAAACAUUUUGUGCGAUUUUUGCCUCAGUACAGGGGCGCGUAGGCUCGUGUUAGUUAGUGUUUAAGUACAUUUAAUGUAAUAUAUACGGUUAUUAAUCUUCUUCAGUAUUUGUGGUGUUUUUUUAUGUGAUGAUGCGUGAGGAGCGAGUGAGUGCUUCGUUUUGUUACUACUAUUACAUUCACAUAGUUGUAAUCAGCUGCGCCAGAGUCGGCGCACUACUCGUUUAUGGUAAAAUUAAUGUUGCUUUAUUACGCAUAUGAAAUAUAUAAUCCCCGUAUA